Messenger RNA from Python bivittatus (Burmese python), 2544 nucleotides. RefSeq names its product EGF-like fibulin extracellular matrix protein 2 (gene EFEMP2). The record is from RefSeq and is a predicted model, not a curated record. NCBI's taxonomy places the organism in Eukaryota, Metazoa, Chordata, Lepidosauria, Squamata, Pythonidae. Gene Ontology annotation, molecular function: calcium ion binding.
CCGAGGUGGAGAAACUCUGCUUUAGGCAUUCAGCUUUAAAUCCUUCUGACAUCUCAGUUCUUGCUAUCCAACCUUUCCAUUAGUCAACCCCUCCCGCAAAACACGCUAGCAGAAACCCCUUUAUAACCAUCCAAUUUUGGCUGGGGUGCCCCGUCACACUGUCUCUGGCUACCUUUGAAACUGACACGCUUUGGCAAGGAGCUGUCGCCCCGCAGGGCUAGAAACUGGUCUGAAAAAUGUGGAAUAAGGGUGUGGAGUCUCUGCAUUUCCAAAGGCCCCUCCUGGGCUGAUUUCUGAGCUUGGGGCCCCCGCCAGCGACCCCGUUUUUCAAGCGCCCUGAGCAACAUCUGGAUGUCACAGCCAGACUCUAGUGCCAACGUGCAGAAGGGGUGCGCUCUUCCCAGAGGGGUGCAGCAAAGGGGAGGGUCACUUAGCCCCUAUGCCGGAGAGGCUGGCACGCCAUGGUUUGGAGGGGCAGAGCCCAUUUAAAGGAGAGAAACAGCUGGCUGGCCGCGAAAGGGUGUUUGCUGGGAGCUAAGUGGAAACAGAUGUUGCCUGGAGGCCUUUGGCAGCAUCUGCUUGUCUCGGGGCCAAGAAUUCGGUGUGGGGGGCUGAGCGGGGCGGGGGGAACGAGCGCGCACUCUCCCAGGGCACACCCGCCCGUCACUUCUCCCUCCACGCCCGGCCAGAAUUGGGGGUGUUUCGAGCGCGCCGGCCGAGACGUAAAGAAGGGGUGCCGGAGAGCGUGCCAGGCGCUUGUCCAAAGGGCUCUUAACCUCCAGCUGUAAAGAUGAGAGCAGUUUCCUGCGUCUUCCUGGCCACAUUACUGAAAGCUGCAAUUUCUCAAGUAUCCGAAGAACCCAAUACGUACACGGAAUGCACCGACGGCUAUCAGUGGGACUCUGAAAGUCAGCACUGCAAAGAUAUUAACGAAUGCGAGACCAUCCACCACGCCUGCAAAGGAGAAAUGAAAUGCAUCAACCAUUACGGUGGAUACCUCUGCCUGCCCCGUUCGGCCUCUGUCAUCAACGAUGUGAAUGCCGAAAGGCCCCCCCCCGCCAGCCCUCCCAGGCCGAGACCUCGCCUGCCGCCCCAGCCUUCGAACCGACCCCACGCUUGCUCCCAGGGCUACGAGCCUGACAGGCAUGGAUCCUGCAUGGAUAUAGAUGAGUGUGAAUACGAUUUGCACGACUGCCAGCCGAGCCAGCAGUGCAUCAACACCAUUGGUAGUUUUCAUUGCCAAUGCCCAGAUGGCUAUCGGAAGAUUGGCACUGAGUGUGUAGACAUUGACGAAUGCCGUUACCGCUAUUGCCAACACCGCUGCGUCAACUCGCCAGGAUCUUUCUCCUGCCAGUGUGAAUCUGGUUUCCAGCUCGCCAGUAACAACCGCUCAUGUGUGGAUGUGAAUGAGUGCGAGAUGGGGGCCCCUUGCAAGCAGCGCUGCUUCAACACGUAUGGCACUUUUAUCUGCCGUUGCAACCAAGGAUAUGAGCUGGACCAUGAUGGCUUUACCUGCAAAGACGUGGACGAAUGCAGCUACUCAACCUACUUGUGCCAAUUCCAGUGCGUGAAUGAACCCGGUCACUUCUCGUGCAUUUGCCCACAAGGUUACAACCUCGUGAACACCCGCCUUUGCCAAGAUAUUAACGAAUGUGAGACAGGAGGCCAUCAGUGUACCGAGUCCCAGAACUGUGUGAACUUUCACGGCGGGUAUCGGUGCGUGGAGAAGAAACUCUGCCAAGAACCUUAUAUGCACGUCUCCGAAAACCGCUGCCUUUGCCCGGCCACAAACCCACUUUGCCGCGAUAAGCCUUCCUCUGUUAUCUACCGGUACAUGAGCAUCUUGGCAGAUCGACCGGUGCCCUCGGACAUUUUCCAGAUUCAAGCCACCACCUUCUACCCCGGAGCCUACAACACCUUCCAGAUCCGUUCAGGCAAUGAGGAAGGAGAAUUUUACAUCCGGCAAAUCAGCAAUAUAAGCGCCAUGUUGGUUUUGUCUCGGCCGGUGGUGGGCCCCCGUGAGUUUGUGCUGGACUUAGAGAUGGUCACCAUAAAUAACCUGAUGAGCUACCAGGCCAGCUCGGUGCUCCGCCUCACUGUCUUUGUGGGUGCUCACCCGUUCUAGUGGGGGCAGGCCUCCCCCCUUACCUGGUGUGGGAAGGAAGGGGAAAUGUCUGUCCAAGGUGGAGGAACCAUCAAACAAUGAGGAGACGCAACUCUACUGGUGAGAAGGUUGGGGUCUGGUGGUCUCACGGACUUCUCCACCAGCUGUCCACCAGAACCACCAAGAGCCAGACCUGGAUGAGGCCUGCAGAACCAGACCUGUAGCUUACAGAUGCGUGUGGCCACUCUGGACCCCUCCACCCUUUCUUAGCACUGCUCCUUGACCCGUAACACUGGCCAAUAAUGCAACCUUGUCUCCUGCUGCCGGGGAGGACAACAGGGGAGAGAACCCAGCCCUGCACCCUGGGACGGGGAGUGGACAUUUGAACCUUUCAGCAAAGCUCCCUUUUUACUUCUCUGGUUAAAAGAGAAAGCGAGAAA